GGCACGUGAAAAGGAUGCCUAAAUAAAGGUCCUUCGUGGCCACACGGGCCUGAUAGUGACGUACUAAAGUUGCGUCGUCUAAAUUGAAGAAACCAAUUUUUUCUGGGCUAUUUUCAUAAGGACUAGCGAUAAUGGCUCUGGAAACAGUUCCUAAGGACCUUCGCCAUCUACGAGCAUGUUUACUUUGUUCCUUAGUUAAGACUAUUGACCAAUUCGAAUAUGAUGGCUGUGACAACUGCGAGUCGUUCCUUCAAAUGAAGGGGAACAGAGAGAUGGUGUAUGAAUGCACCAGUUCUUCAUUUGAUGGCGUGAUUGCCCAGAUGAGUCCUGAGGACAGCUGGGUAGCAAAAUGGCAAAGGAUAGGUACCUUCAAGCCAGGCGUAUAUGCAGUGUCAGUGACUGGCAGACUACCCCCAGGUGUGGUGAGAGAGCUCAAAAGCAGAGGAGUGAUCUACAAGUCCAGAGACACAGCAGUGAAGUCCUAACCAUGAAAGCUUCAAGUAUGACAUCAUGGCUUCAUUGGAAAGAAACCAUAACAUAUUUGUACAAAAGGACUUGAAAUAAAAGGCAUCAGAGGUCUUGAGACGCCAAUCAGACAUUCGUUGAUUUUCAUAAUGUAUUCUGUUUCCCUUUUAUUUUUUCUAAGAGAGAAAAAUAAACAUCUACUGUUCUA
Syngnathoides biaculeatus (alligator pipefish) is the source of this 673-nucleotide messenger RNA. It is a transcript of the gene supt4h1, whose product is annotated as SPT4 homolog, DSIF elongation factor subunit. Gene Ontology annotation, biological process: positive regulation of DNA-templated transcription, elongation; regulation of transcription elongation by RNA polymerase II; chromatin organization. The coding region runs from base 132 to 485 and encodes 117 amino acids. The record is from RefSeq and is a predicted model, not a curated record. Lineage: Eukaryota; Metazoa; Chordata; Actinopteri; Syngnathiformes; Syngnathidae. The transcript has 5 exons. Gene Ontology annotation, molecular function: RNA polymerase II complex binding; zinc ion binding. Gene Ontology annotation, cellular component: nucleus; DSIF complex.